AUGAACGACAGGCUAUUGAAUGGCUCUGGUUCUUAAGAUUUAUAUACGAUGCUUCAUACAGGAGAUAGAUUUUAUCACAUUAUGGUUUGGCUCUCAUUUUGUAAUGUCUUCGCAAUCCUUACAACCAACAUCUUUUUUAAUAUGGCAUAAUUUUUGAUUUAAUGGGAAGCUAUUCCAGCCGUGGUAUCUUCAUGUUUAUUAUCAUCAUCAUUUUAGGUUUUAUCUUUGCUUUAGAAUUGUGGAGUUAUUUAUAAUUAAGGCAGAUGA
Molecule: messenger RNA, 267 nt
Organism: Paramecium octaurelia
Lineage: Eukaryota; Ciliophora; Oligohymenophorea; Peniculida; Parameciidae
Source: the annotation of a GenBank genome assembly